CAAACAACUAGGUACCGCUAACGUAACGAACACGUUAAUAAAAUGUGGCACCCCGGUUGGCAGCCUAUUUACAUAUCACCUGCUUCAAAAUAUUAGAGUGUACAGGAUAAGAACUACUCGUUGUGGGGUUGAUUUUUUUACUUAUAGCAAUUAAAAUGUUUAGAUUUGGCUGUAGGUUUUUGAAGUUUGUAAGGGAAAAUCGCUUGGUAAGAAACUCGUCCAAAGUUCAACUUUCUAAGCAAAAUAUCUACUGAUCUAAAGUCUCUUUGUUUAACUAGUUCCAAGUUGCACCGCUUUUAUAUAGUUUUGCAAAAACAAAAUGCUCUUUAGAUUUCUGCCGUUGACUGUGAAGACUUUCCAGGGGAAGACAUGCAGUAAUCUUUCUUCAAGAAACUUUAAGAUACUUCUAAGGAGUGGUGCUGUCAGUAAUGGCAGCUAUGAGAUCCCAGCCCGACAGUACUAUAAGAGACCUCAUUCAGAGGUGCCACCAGCUUCAUUUAGUUUCUUGACUGUAGAUCUCCGCAGUGACACAGUGACCAAGCCUGGGGCAGCGAUGAGACGGGCAAUGGCAGAGGCAGAGGUUGGAGACGAUGUCUUUGGAGAGGAUCCCACUGUCAAUGAACUUCAGAGACAGAUGGCUGAGUUGCUUGGUACAGAAGACACACUGUUUGUGCCCAGUGGAACCAUGGGGAAUCUCAUCUCAGUCAUGUGCCACUGCAGUGAGCGAGGAGCUGAGCUACUGGUCGGUGAUGAGUCUCACAUACACCUGUAUGAACAAGGAGGAACAUCACAGCUGGCUGGAGUGCACCCACGGACACUGAUGACUUUGCCUGAUGGUACCUUUGAUCUUAAUGAGCUUGAAUAUAAAAUCUGCCACAAUUACCCAGACCCUCACUAUCCUCGCACAUGUCUCAUCUGCCUGGAGAGCACACAUAAUAUGAAAGGCGGGUGUGUCCUUCCACUGUCAUUUUUCAAAGAAAUACGCACUAUAGCAGACAAAUACAAGCUGGCCGUACACCUAGAUGGAGCUCGACUGUUAAAUGCAGCAGUGUCUCUGAACAUUCAGCCAUCAGAGAUUGUUCAGUAUUGUGACUCAGUAAUGAUGUGCUUCUCGAAGGCUGUUGGUGCUCCUGUUGGUUCCAUUAUUGGAGGGAGUAAAGACUUCAUCCAGAAGGCUGUCCGUAUGCGAAAAGCACUUGGAGGUGGAAUGAGACAGGUUGGAGUCCUUGCAGCAGCAGCACUUGAGGCCAUGUCAGAUGCAAUGGAAAGGCUAAAGGCAGAUCAUCUCAAUGCAAGGAGGUUUGCAGAAGGUAUUCUGACAUUCUCAUCUCCACUUCUGUCCGUUGACCUCACAACUGUACAGACCAACAUUGUAAAAUUCAAGGUGGAAGACACACGCAUCUCUCCUGAAGAGUUCUGCAAGAGCCUGCAGACUGUGACAGAGGCAGAUACAAGCUCCAGGAGUGAAAGGGUUGCUGUUCUAAUGUCCCCCUACCCGGGUGGGAGAGUGCGGGCUGUAUGGCACCAUCAAGUUUCUGCACAUGAUACUGACCUGACAGUACAGAAAGUAAAAUAUGUAACAGAGAAAUACAAGACACAGCUCCUCACAAGUUGAUUUCAGUGUAGGCCCUUGGCUUUACAAAUGCAGAGAGGCCAAAUCACAGAAUAGUUCUGAUUAGCAGUUUUUACAUCUCACACACACUGUUUUCUGUAAUAUUUAAAAUCUUUUUGCUUUUCCAUUAUCAUCCUAUUAUCUCAGUAGCUGUAUAUGUAGACACAGAUUUGGAUUUAAAACUGUAGUACAUGUAGAGAUAAUACACAAAGUAUACAUAGGCAAAAUGUCAUUCAGAUAAAUGUUUAAAUGUGCACACAUUACAAUGUUUGUGAAGCUUGAGACCUUUUUAAACUGUUUAAACACUACACUUGUUCUUAUAACAUUCUAGGAAUAUCAUAUCCCUGGAUCUUUUUUUAUUUUUAUUUUUACUUGGAUGAUGUAUGAUGAGGAAAAGCAAACUGAUCAGGUUUUUAUUGUAAUAAGCGUGUAUUUAGCUAUACAGCUUCUGCCUCCCCCACACCAUAAAUAUUACUCUUUUUCCCCUUUUUUCUCACAUUUUGCAUUACUUUCCAUCUUUUUCCAGAAGUCAUUGUUUUUUAGAUGCUCAGAGGUACAUAUUAGAAUAUAUUUUAACAACCUUUUCAUCCAGUAAUGGCCUGAACAAAAAAUUAUGACUAAGGAAAGAAAUUCAGUGUUACUGUUCAACUUCACUUUUCCUUUUAUCUUUUCAGCAUCUGUUAAUUGACCAUGACUGCAAAAUACUGUGUAGGAAAUGAUUGAACUAAGCCUAGGGUCUAGAGGCCACCAGGCCCCCAGAAGCCAUGGUUCCCUAUUAAGUAAGUGAACGCUUAAUAUAGCGAAUGCUGUUUAAUCGACAGCUGAAAGUCGAAACAGCAAAAUCCCGAAGACACGGGCCGUUUUUGUGAUUUUUGUCAUUUCCUCCACUGUGGUGCGAUCUCGGAGUUGGUAUAUUUAAGUAUGGUGGGUGUGGGGGCACACUUUAGUUUGUGUUUUUUUUUUCUUUUUUGCAGACCAGCGAUUUUUUUCCCUGUUUGUUCGGAAUUUUGUGUUUUCGGGUCAAUUAUACAGCGUUCCCUUUUUGAAGCAUUUGCUGUUAUAAUAUAGACACCAAGCCAUAGGGUUGUAGAUAUUCUUAGGUGCAUUGUAGAGCAGUUUCCCAACCAUUUCAUCAGUGAUGAUCUGAACAAAAAUCAUGAGUAAGGAAAUAAAUUCAGACUUGUUUUUUUCUUUCAUUGAAGAAGUAAGUUGUGCCUAACACUUGCUGUUCAAAGCUGAUAGGAUGGUAGCUCACAAUAAAUUGGCAAUACAAAUGUUUGGGGGAAUACAUAUGCUUAACCCCACCAUCACCACCAAUACC
This is a messenger RNA of Protopterus annectens (West African lungfish), 2933 nucleotides long. RefSeq names its product probable low-specificity L-threonine aldolase 2. The transcript has 7 exons. Gene Ontology annotation, cellular component: cytosol. The coding region runs from base 320 to 1615 and encodes 431 amino acids. Gene Ontology annotation, biological process: glycine biosynthetic process; L-threonine catabolic process. The record is from RefSeq and is a predicted model, not a curated record. NCBI's taxonomy places the organism in Eukaryota, Metazoa, Chordata, Ceratodontiformes, Protopteridae. Gene Ontology annotation, molecular function: L-allo-threonine aldolase activity.